Messenger RNA from Phaedon cochleariae (mustard beetle), 1005 nucleotides. The record is from the annotation of a GenBank genome assembly. Lineage: Eukaryota; Metazoa; Arthropoda; Insecta; Coleoptera; Chrysomelidae.
CUACUGAGAAUCAACGGCAACAACGCAUCUGGUGACGUAAAUAUGUCAACGUCACUGUAACAUUGUCAGACAUCAGUAAAGUCACUCGUCAGACAUCAGUAACGCCACUCGUCAGACGCUACGCGAACUUCAUUCUGCUUCAUUAAUUUGUGUGAUUGUGUGUCCACCAGCAAGAAUUAAAAUUAUAUUACAUAACACAAGAAGGGGCCACGAACCAUGGCGUACCUCCUCAACCACAGCAUCCGCAGGUUCCUGCAGACCAGCGCCAGAAGGGCGGUGCAAAUAGAGGGCCCCUCCGCUGUCUCCGGGGGCCAUGACGGGGGCUACAAAAUCUGGAAGAACCUCACCUUCUUCGUCGCGUUCCCUUCUAUCAUCCUCUGCGGGGUCAACUGCUACUUGUCUCACCAGGAGCAUGCUGCUCACCAUACUCAGCCUGAGUUUAUCAAGUAUGAUUACUUGAGGGUGCGUACAAAGAGAUUCCCAUGGGGAGACGGAAACCAUUCCUUGUUCCACAACCCACACACCAACCCCUUGCCCGAUGGCUAUGAAGAAACCCACUGAGUUAUUGAGGAUUUCUUAGAAAGUGAAUCCCCUGCUAGCCAAUAAAAAGGAUCCCUCUCAUACCCACACACUUCUGAAAGGCUUCUCUGUUAUUUGAUUCAAUAAUACAAUUGUAGGUAGACUUACACAAAUACUAGUUCAUAAGUUUAAUUUCUCUAUAAAGGUAGUUUAGUUCAUCAAAUAAGAAAAUCAAAUAAAAAUUUAUUGUUUCAUCAUAUUUACAAAUAAUAAACCAACCUAAACAUUGCUUCUAAAUGAAAGUAUUAAUUCACUAUUCAGCCCCUGCUAGCCAGUAAACAGGUUCUCUUCAUAUCCACACACUCUUGAAAAGCUUGUACCACUUUGGCACACCUCAUUGGUUCAUUUGGAUAACACUGAUAACACUCCAUGACUGCUUGUUCUGAUUCUUUACAUGCAGGUAGCUUGAUUCCUGAUACUUGGUUC